Messenger RNA from Anopheles merus, 10751 nucleotides. It is a transcript of the gene Trpm, whose product is annotated as transient receptor potential cation channel trpm. Gene Ontology annotation, cellular component: membrane. The record is from RefSeq and is a predicted model, not a curated record. Lineage: Eukaryota; Metazoa; Arthropoda; Insecta; Diptera; Culicidae. The transcript has 23 exons. Bases 3247 to 9339 code for a protein of 2030 amino acids. Gene Ontology annotation, molecular function: monoatomic cation channel activity. Gene Ontology annotation, biological process: protein tetramerization; monoatomic cation transmembrane transport.
ACGAAAUAGUUUAAAUCAUAAAAAGCGUGCAUUAAAGAGAGAAACUAAUGUGUGGUUUAGGAUUUUUGAUUUUGCCAAGGUUAAGUUGCUGUCAAAUGAACCCUAGUAUGAAACGGUUUGACACUCCUGACAUGAGGUUAUUGGUGUGCGUGUGAGUGUGCGAAGCAAGUUACGUUCACCGGCACAAUAUCGGGAGAUAAUUUCACACAUUUUAGAGUCAUGCACACUGUAUCUGUGCUGAAGUUUUAUCUGUAAAGAGGAGAAAACAUUUAUCAGCCCAACAUCGGUACAAGCGAUGUGAUAACACAUCGUAAUGCAUGGUUCACAGCAGCUGCAUAUAGCUGGUCUCUCUGAGUUUAGUUUCCCGUUGCUGCCGUUUGACAGAGACGUAUACAACGAGUGCUGCGUGGAAAAAAAGUUUGUUCGUUGGUUGGUGUGGUGGUGUACUGACCGCAGCUCGUUCCAGUGGUUGGUUUAUUGUGAUGUUGUAAUAUGUGUUAAGGCUUUUUUUUGAAGGAAAGUGUUCCACUGACCAAGUGGGUGAGUGCAAGUGUACGAGUCCAGCAAAUGAAAGAGAAAAAUUAUAUUAGAAGUUUUUACGCUCAUGAAACGAUGCCAUCGCAGCACGAAAAGUAGUAGCAGCAAAAGCUAUUGCGUGGCUGCAGUUCGGAGAAAUAGCGUUUUCUCCAACCUCGCCACCCAACCAGCGGCAGCACGUGCGCUAGUAAUGAAAGUGAUGUUAUCGUUCGUGCUACACCUUUUUGCCGUACAAUGAAACAAAGGGGAUAAUGCAUUUAUUCGUCGCAGCAGCUCGCCAGUGCUGCUUUCCGGUUGCCCCAUUAGCAUCUGGAUUAUGCGUCCUUUUAACAGGAACAACUGCUGCCGAGUAGAUGGAACGCAAAACCAACGCUGCGUAUAGUUGGCUGGCAGUGCUGUGCUGGCCGGUUACGAAAAAGAGAACUUCCAUCAAAAAGUAAUGGCACAACUUGUUUUCCCCCGUUGGCGAUGCUUUGGCGACGUGGAAAAAAACUUUUGCACUCUAACUACGGGCUGGAAUUACUAUCGUGGGGGUGGAAUUUUCUUUCACAACUACUGCUUAUAUUUUACCAUCUCACGCCAUUUUACUCCAGCAUUGCUUGAAGGCAUCCGUCAAGUGCAAAUUUAUGCCCUCCGACUGCGCACUGGAUAACUGGAGCACGCAUGAAAAAAUCACAAAAAAGUGGGUUGCUUGAAGUCGUCUCGUGGACACCGGUUGAAAUAUGGCAACCGGUUGAUAAUCUCAGGUAGGGAAGCGCGAUAAGCCAUAGUAGAGGAUGCAGAUCGGGAGAUGAGGUGGGCUGCUAGUGAAAUUAUGUUCAUUACCGUCUACAAGAGAAGAAACCUUGCGAUCAGCAGCAGCAGCAUUCAAGUAUUUAGAGCUUCAGUGGAGCAAAUGAACGCGUUCGUUUAAGCCUUUUCCUAGGGGUAUGUUUCAGUAACGUAAGCGCGUAGGUUGGCUCAAUGUUACUGAGCUAGUUGUCGUUUCAUCGGAUCAAUGCUGCCCAGGUCCGCUGGAGGAGUAAUAAGACAGCCCAAUUAUAGUAUGGUAAAUGGGGUUGAAUAGACACGUGGUUCGGUUUUCACAGCUUCUGGCGAAGAUUUUGUACGAUCUCGAGAGGGGUGACGCAUGUGGGGCAGUCACCGAUGAUAAAUUAUCUCAGCAAUCACCGUGCACGUGCUGUCGCAGAAAAUGGUUUCUUCCUUGAUAAGACUACAUUUCGUAAGAAGAUAUGAUGGAGGGAGACCAGCAUCCAGUACCGUGGGGGAAGGUCGAACAAAGAAUGUAAAGUUUUUGAGGGUAAAUUGAUGUUACACGUGUGGGUAAAUGCAGUUGAGUGACUUUACGAUUUGUGAUUGCUUCAAUUUGGGGUUUUUUUUAUUCAAUCGAGCAAAUUGGAUCUAAUUUUCAUAAUUUUGUACUAUAAAGUGAACUAUGCUACACAAAAAGCAAUGUUGCUCAUAAUUACGAUCAUUAUAUGUAGUAUUAUUAGAGAUACACAGGUUUUUCAUGGUUUCCUUGGUAAUGGAAAGUUGAUUUAAGUAUAUUUCAUGAAACACUUUUUAAUAUAAAACAAUUACUCGUUUACUAGUUGACUCAUUUGUUUUAGUAAGAAUGUUAUUCUUUCCGUCUUUUGGUCCUUCAUUGGCUUAAUCCAUUUAAGCUUAGUAGAUGUAGCAAUUGAGUCGUGUAGGUGUUUGCUGUAUGACUCACAGUAUCUAGAUACGAAGUGAAACUAAAGCAUAUAAUUGGCUUUAAAAGGGCAAGUUGGGCCUGGCACGAUCCGUUUAAAGAUACACGUUUGAACGUUGUCAGGGUUGUGCAACUCCUGAAAUAUAGCUUCAAAAUAUGUGCAUCUUGAUAACUAAAACGAUCCGAAUAAUUGACCAUUGUUUUUAAUACUUAAAUUAGCCCUUUCAUAUAAACGUAGUAUACAAGCUCCCUUUUUUGUAAUCAAUUUGACUUCACUGGCCUCUGGACCAUUCUCAAAUCAUUUUUCCGUAUCCGAAUGACGGUACAUGAGACCAUCGGUCUAGCUUACGGUACUAACUUGUCACCCGUUGUGUGCCGGUCCAUUUAGGUGUUCGUUUUUCUUUUGUUUUUUGCUGGUUUGCGGGUAGGGUGGGAUUUAUUUCUUUUUCCCUCAUUUUCAUGCUCUGCUAUCAUGAAUGGUGAGCCGAGCUUCCCGGUUUUGGCUGGCCUAAAUUAGGAUAAAUUUUCCCCUGCACCCAGCACGCUUAAUGAAGUCGUAAUUACUGCGUAAUGUUAAACACAUCCGACCGUUACGGGGCGGGCUAUCUUUGGCGAUAGCAGAUCAGAGCCGGUUCCCGAGGUGGCUGUUCGUUUUCGGUCCGUAAAUCGGUCGGUCCGUAUCUAAAUUGGUAUCGCGUUCGGUCCCGGUGCCUGGGAAUAAUGGGAAGGUAUCGUUUUGCCGCUGUAGGUUUAGGACGGCAGGCGUAGUUUUUGUGUGUGUGUGUGUUUUGGAAGCAGUCGGGACAUUUGCAACAGUGCCGGUGCUGAUGCUGACCAGCAGCCCCAAAGUGGCCAGCGGUGUGUGCGUGUGUGUAGUAUGUAGAGUGUGCUGUGAUUGCUAAUGCUCGUACGGUCAUCGUUCUUCUGGGAAAGUUGUGCACCGUUCUCUCGUUUUCCCUUCCCCCACCCGUACAGUGUGCGCUUGUACGGCACGCUUGACCGACGAACCGACGAAAAUGUUGAAAGAGAAAAUGGAAGUAAAAUCGAAGAAAAGCUACCUCACCGACGACCCGAAACAUGCAGCCCUGCUGCCAGUGUUGCGCGAAAAGCUUCGCACGCUGCAAUCCUCGGAUCCUGCGGCAACGCCACCACUGUCACCGUCGCCACCGCCACCGUCGCUUUACUUCGAAAGCUCGUCCAUCUCGUCGCGUUCGUCGAUUGUGGAACCGUUCGAUUUGAACGUGGCCUCGCUGUACCAGGUCUUUCACGUGAAGCGCACCGCACGCAGCUGGAUCGAGGCAAAUUUUCAAAAGCGGGAAUGUAUAAAAUUUGUACCAAGCCCUAGAAAUGAGGAUGUAUGCUGCUGUGGUCAGGAACGGCGAACCCAUCAGGUUUUGGCCGGCUACGAGGCGGGCGUACCGACCGAUAGUUGGCAGGCGUCGAAAAACACCCGAGCUCAGCCGACCGAUGCGUACGGGACGAUCGAGUUCCAGGGCGGUGCCCACCCAACGAAGGCACAGUACGUGCGCCUGUCGUACGACACCCGGCCGGAGCUGCUGGUGCAGCUGUUCACGCGCGAAUGGAAUCUCGAGCUGCCCAAGCUGCUCAUCACGGUGCAGGGCGGCAAGGCUAACUUCGAGCUACAGCCAAAGUUGAAAAAGGUGCUUCGGAAGGGGUUACUGAAGGCGGCCAAAACUACCGGUGCAUGGAUAUUUACCGGUGGCACCAACACGGGUGUAACGAAACAGGUCGGCGAUGCGCUACUGCUCGAGGGUCAGCAACGGUCCGGCCGGGUGGUAAGCAUCGGUAUCGCACCCUGGGGCAUCGUGGAGCGUAACCACGAACUGCUCGGGCACAACCGGGACGUUCCCUGCCACAGCAUCAGCUCGCCCAGGUCGAAGCUGGCCGUGCUGAACAACCGACACGCAUACUUCCUGCUCGUCGACAACGGCACCCAAGGCCGGUACGGGGCCGAACUAAUCCUGCGGAGAAAGCUGGAGAAAUACAUAUCGAACCAGAAGCUGCAACCCUACAAGAUGCUAUCAUCUUUAAUGAAUUUCCACUACAAAGUUACCCACUCGAGCACCCCCGUAGUAUGCUUGGUAAUUGAAGGUGGUACAAACACAAUCAGAGCUGUGCUAGAAUACGUCACCGAUAACCCACCGGUUCCGGUAGUAGUGUGUGAUGGGUCAGGCCGGGCAGCAGACUUAAUAGCGUUUGUACAUAAAUAUGCGACGGAUAAUGGAGAGCAGACGGUGCUGGAAUCGAUGCACGACUACGUGCUCGGUAUCAUACAGAAAACGUUCGAGGUCAGCACGGAGCAGGCGGAGCAACUGUUUCAGGAGUUACUGCAGUGCACUAAGAAUAAAAAUCUCAUCACGGUGUUCCGCAUACAGGACCGACCGGAGGGCAACACUCAGGAAUUGGACCAAACGAUUUUAACUGCACUUUUUAAAUCACAGCACCUUAGUCCACCUGAGCAGCUCAGCCUGGCGCUGACGUGGAACCGGGUCGACAUCGCCCGGUCGGAGAUAUUUGUGUACGGGCAGGAGUGGCCCCACGGUGCACUGGACGAAGCAAUGAUGCAGGCGCUCGAGCACGACCGAAUCGACUUUGUGAAGCUGCUGCUGGAGAACGGCGUCUCGAUGCGCAAGUUCCUCACGAUCCCAAGGUUGGAGGAGCUGUACAACACCAAGCACGGUCCGGCCAACACGCUCGGGUACAUUUUGCGCGACGUACGGCCCCACAUACCGAAGGGGUACGUGUACACGCUGCACGACAUUGGGCUGGUGAUCAACAAGCUGAUGGGUGGUGCGUACCGGUCGUAUUACACGCGGCGCAAGUUUCGCCCGAUCUACGCGAAGGUCAUGAACAGCUACGUCAACACGCACCGCAAACCGUCGACGUUUCAGCGUUCGGCGGGCAUUAACUCGAUGAGUCUGGUGACGGGACUGCUGCCGGUGACGACCGAUAUGGCGCUGUUUGAGCUGCCAUUUAACGAGCUGCUGAUCUGGGCCGUGCUGACCAAGCGGCAGCAGAUGGCGCUACUGAUGUGGACGCACGGGGAGGAAGCGCUGGCAAAGUCACUGGUGGCAUGUAAGCUGUACAAGGCGAUGGCACACGAGGCAGCGGACGACGAUCUGGACACGGAGAUCUACGAGGAGCUGCGCAGCUACGCGAAGGAGUUUGAGAGCAAAGGACUGAAGCUGCUGGAUUUCUGCUACCGGCAGGAUGCGGAACGGGCCCAGCGGCUGCUGACGUGCGAGCUGCAGUCCUGGUCGAGCCAGAGCUGCCUGUCGCUAGCAGUGGCCGCCAACCAUCGUGCCAUCCUGGCGCACCCGUGCAGUCAGAUCAUUCUGGCGGACCUGUGGAUGGGUGGUUUGCGCACGCGCAAGAACACCAACCUGAAGGUUAUCUGUGGACUGCUCUGUCCACCGUUUGUACGCAAGCUGGACUUCAAAUCGAAAGAGGAACUGCAGCAGAUGCCUCAAACCGAGGAGGAACACUUGGAAAACCAGUAUCUCGAUUACGAGGAUCGCGACAAGAAGGACACCGAUGCGGAGAAAGCUCUUGCAAACUCUACCCAAAGCACAAACCCCGCUGGUGAAAGUGCAGCGCCAACACCGCAGGCGCUUCUGUCCGAUACGUACUCAAUGAAAGAUACCAAAGUGCAGGAAAAUGGAAAAGUAGGCCUGACCGGAUGCUUGAGCUCAAAAGUUUCCCUAACGGACUCGGAAAACACGCAGUACAAGGACUAUCUGUUCGACAGCGAUGGGCGGCAGCAGCGACCGCUGAAGCUGAAAAAGAAGUUCUACGAGUUUUACACCGCACCCAUCACCAAGUUUUGGGCCGAUUCGAUGGCGUACGUGUUUUUUCUCGUCCUGUUUACGUACACCGUGCUGGUGCGGAUGGAGGAGUCACCGAGCUGGCAGGAGUGGUACGCCAUCUCCUACAUCGCCACGCUGGGCUGUGAGAAGAUACGGGAGAUCGUGUCAUCCGAACCGGUGGCAAUACCGCACAAGUUUUCCGUGUGGGCCUGGAACAUGUGGAACCCGUGCGAUGCCGCCGCCAUCAUAUUUUUCCUCAUCGGGCUCGGGCUGCGGUUGCGGCCGUACACGAUGGACAUCGGUCGGGUGAUAUAUUGCGUGGACAGCAUCUACUGGUAUUUGCGGAUAUUGAACAUUCUAGGUGUAAACAAAUAUUUGGGACCACUGGUGACGAUGAUGGGCAAGAUGGUGAAGAACAUGAUUUACUUCGUGGUGCUGUUGCUGGUGGUGUUGAUGAGCUUUGGUGUAAGCCGGCAGGCCAUCCUCUUCCCGAACAACGAUGCCAGCUGGCGGCUAGUGCGUGAUGUGUACUAUCAACCGUACUUCAUGCUGUACGGAGAGGUGUUUGCCGAUGAUAUCGAUCCACCGUGCGGCGAAGACCCAUCACAGCCGCCCUGCGUAACGGGACACUGGGUGACGCCGAUCGCAAUGUCGAUGUAUCUGUUGAUAGCGAACAUUCUGCUCAUCAAUCUGCUGAUUGCCGUGUUCAACAACAUCUUCAUCGAGGUGAAUGCCGUCUCGCACCAGGUGUGGAUGUUCCAGCGCUUCACCGUCGUGAUGGAGUACCAGCAGAAACCAGUGCUACCGCCACCGCUCAUCGCCCUGUGUCACUUCUACUCCCUGCUCCGGUACGCGAUCCGGAAGGCGAAGGGACUGCAAGAGUCGCGCGACAACGGGCUGAAGCUGUUCCUCGAAAAGGAAGACAUGGAGCGGCUGUACGACUUCGAGGAGGAGUGCGUGGAGGGAUACUUCCGCGAGCAGGAGAUACUGCUGCAGCAGUCGACGGAGGAGCGCAUCAAGAACACGGACGAGCGGGUCGACCAUAUGGCGCAGAAGAUCGAGGACAUCAACCAGAAGGAAAACAUCCAGAGUGCGGCCGUGCAGAACAUCGAGUUUCGGCUGCGGAAGGUGGAAGAGUCGGCCGAGCAGAUACUGAACCAUCUGGACGUGAUCCACCGGUUCAUGUCGGCCCACACGCUCAUGAACGAUACGCAGGGCUCGACGGGCAACGUGAGCGGGACGGUGCUACCGCCGGGCGGGCUGGCCGCGGGCAUGAUCAUGGACCAUCGGACACGUACGAUCUCGGAGAGUGACAGCUACAUCCUGCCGCCAGCGCCGGCGGCAACGCAACGCAAAAAGUUUAACCGCUCGCUGACGGAGGUACGCCCCGAUGCGUACAUCUUUGACGAUGGGAAGCAUCUGGAGGUGCGCACCGUGCUGGAGGAAAGCGAAGCGGAACGGUCGCCGGAUCAGCUCUCUCAACAUCUCGAGCGUGAUCGCAAAUUCUCGAUCCGCUCGGAGGACUCGGAAAUGUUCCCGGUCGGCAGCGCGCCCAAGAAUCUCUCGCCAAUCGAGGCGGUUGCGGCCUCGGUCAAACCGUCCCCGCCGCCACCGUUUCUAAAUGUCCGCCAGGAUACGGCCAGCACGGAAAGCAAGGACACGCUGACGCCGCUGGAAGGGGCGGACGACCGGACGCUGGUCGGGGACGAAACGCUGGACGAUAUGGUGGAGCCGAACUACGAAGGCUUGCGGCAUCGGACGGCGGCCGGCAGACGGCGCAACUCGUCCAUGUGCGGUCCGGCACCAACGGUGGCUGGAGGAGGACAGACGACUGGCGCUGGUCUGGCAGGCAGUGGCAGUGGUGGAGGUAUCGGAGGACGACGAAACUCGGAGAGUGCAUCCGGCGGCGGGGUUGACAUCAACAAAUCGCAAACCAGCCUGUACCAGAUGGGUUUCUCCAAGCGACAGCACAGUAUUACCCAAUCGGAACCGGACAGUGGAAACGAUCAGCCCGUACAACGUACCGUUCCCAAGGGGCGCCAUCUACUGCUACAGAUACACACCGAGUACACCUCCAUCACGGAUGAGCUCGAGAGUGUUUGCCAUAUGAUAGCAUCGCCUACCAGUUCUUUGCGGGAGGACCGCACGAAGAAUGUAAACGAGCUAACGAACCCGGAGUUUGCCGCCCUGAUCGAGAAGCAGCACCUGAAGGAGUGCGAAGACAGCGACUACAUGAUGAUGGAAAGGCUGUUCCAGACGCGCUGCUCGCUCGAAGACAGCGACGAGUACUUCGACGAUACGGAGCCGGAAGAUCACGGGCCGCGCAAAAUGUUGCGCCGCGAAACCGCAAUCGAGCUACCAGUAACGCCCUCAAAAUCGAACAUCGUCUCGCUAGCGGACAGCAGCCUCGGGCACGAAGAUUUCGCAAUGAAGAACGAACGGCAGCCCGCCUCGAACCGGAACUCGUUGCGUGAUUCGAAAAAUUCCCCACUGUCCCUGUCCAGCCAGAACUCGCCGCGCAACUCGCAGUACAUGCAGUCCGCGUUCCUAAAUCCCACCGCGUGCGAUGGUGGCGUUGGGGGUGGUGGUGGUGGAGGCGCCGCCAGCCGGCUGUACAAGAAGUCGUGCGAAAGCUUGCAGAAAAACUCCAGCACCGAUACGGAGUACUCGCUGCAGCCGUACCGGUUCAUCAAGCAAAGCUCGAACGAGACGAACAGCUCGUUCAACAUCGACAACUCGUCGAUCACGAACGAUCUGUCGAUCGAUGGCGAGACGAGCCUCAACUCAACCGUGAUCGAAAUGGUUUCAGGGCCGGCGAUCGCUGCGGUAGCGGCAGCAUCGGACGGUGAACGUGGCGGUUUCCAGACCAUACGCACCUCAUCACUCGGCAGCGGCUCGGCGGCCGCCGACAGCCGGCCGGGACUGCUGAAGUGUAGCAAAGACAGGCAGGGAAGCAAAGACGGUGGUGCAGGUUCCGUACCGGACGGUUUGGAGCGGGCCGCCGUCGCGGUCAGCUCCGCACCGCCGGUGGUGAUGCCGAGCAAACCGCCACGGUCGGCACGCUUCACCGACAGCCUGACCGUGCUGGGACCAAAGAGUGUGCUGAGCCGGCUGAAGGAAAGCAGCUCCACCAGCACGGAGGAGGGACCGCGCGAUGCGGCCGCGCCGAUACCGUGCAUCAGCACGAACCUGGUGCAGGACGAGAUAGCGAAGCUGUCGUCCAACAUCAAGAGCAGCACGGACGAGGAUACCGAGCCGCCGUUCAAUGAAACCAUGUGCUGAUUUUAGCUGUACCCUCCGACAGAGGUAACUAGGUUAGCAUAAGGCUGCGUUGUGGAAAGGGGAGGGAAAUUCAACUUCCCUACAAUACGCUUUGAAUGAGUGAUGGUGUGGCAAGGAUGAUAAUGCCCACGGUGGGAAUGUUGGAAGCGCAUGUACUUAUAUUGGGCAAAUUGCACACACUGAGUACUUUGAGUAAUCUUAAUACCAAAAGCGUCUAAAGUUACUGUGUACGGAGUGUGUGGGCGUUUUUUUCUUGUUUCUCUUUGCCACCCACAAGCUUGUUUCAUAUGUUGUUGUUUUUUUUUAACAAUAGGAUUGGAAUUGCAACCGCUCGAACGAAAGGGAUGCGUUUGGAGUGUAUCUCAGCUAUUUUAACUCUAUAUAAGAACCUCAUCCUCCUCACCCGUUAAUGCAAUUGUGCAUAUCAAACCGAUCCGAACCUUACCUACCGAAAAAAGCACAGUCCCACAGUCAACAAUGUCGCACAUUUAGUCAAAUGUGAAUGAACUGUACCAUGUUCUGUAACCUCCGAAUUCGCAUCAUCGCAUUUGCACAACAGUGAGUGUAAUCUGAGUACAUAAUAAUAAUAAUAAUAAAAACAAAACAUCCUUAAUUCAUCCUGCACUACUGGAUUCUACUGAUAAGCUAGUACACGAUCGAAAACGCAGCAUAGAUUGAGAUGUGUGUAAAUACAUUCUAAAAGUUAAGUUUUGGGCAAGCUUUUUUUACUUUUCUGAGACACUUGUCACUUCUAAGCAUAAUCGUUUAAGGCAUUGGUGCUUGUUUGAAAGUUUGUAAUGGACGUGUAUAACACGCCGACAAAACGGGAACUGCCAUAGAAUACGCAAACAGUGUUGCUUUGUAACCGGAUGAUCGUUUGUUUGAUCGUUUUGUUCCGCUUGCUGGUCGCUGAAGACUUCGGAGUGUUCGAAGUCAGGAUAAUCAGGUUUUGUUAUUUGUUUACACAAACAAACAAGCACCCUACUCCACCAUGAGUGUAACGCAUACUAAGACCGAAAAGCCGAAAAGCUCUAAUAUUAUGUUUAGUUAAAGAUGUAUUGUAAAAUUGUGUAAGUUUUUAUUGCUGUAUUGCUUUUCUGCAGACUUUUGCGGACUAAAACACACCCGCACUCUCAAAUCCUUUUCACAAUAAACAAGCACGAUUAAGAAUGCAAUCACGCAACGUCCUACAUGAGUCGUAACUAAAAUGUGACAAUAUUAUUGAACGAAAUCAGUAUCAGAAGAAAAAAACUUAUUGGAAAAUGCGUGCGUGUUGAAACAAUAAAGCAGUUAAAUAAUAUUUGAAUAAAUGAGCAAACAGACUCGCACACACACACACAGACACAUGAGAGAAUUGCAGUAAUCGAAAUAGUGUUGGAAUUUGUUGAUAAGAUGGAGAAAAAAAACAUACA